This is a messenger RNA of Moneuplotes crassus, 1560 nucleotides long. NCBI's taxonomy places the organism in Eukaryota, Ciliophora, Spirotrichea, Euplotida, Euplotidae. The record is from the annotation of a GenBank genome assembly.
AUGCGAAUUAAAAAUCAUAAAGGAGAGAAAGAACGACUUUUGGACGAAGAUGAAAUAUCAAAUGGUACUUUACAUGUUGCUCAACAGGGCAAUUGAAAGAAGACUUUCUUCCAAGUUUACAUUUUCAUACUAACUUUCUUAACAUAUGCGUCUCUUCAUCUAAGCAGAGAAGCAUGGUCCUUCCUCAAAGAGGAAGUCAAGGAAGAACAGUCUCCUGGAAUCGGCCUCUCAAGUAAUGACUUGGGCACAAUUGAUAUGUUCUUCUUGUUUUCGUACUCAAUCGGACUGUUCAUCAGUGGCAUUCUUGGAGACAACCUGAACAAAAACCUCCUGCUCGGGUGUGGAUAUUUGGUAGCUGCUGGAGCAACAGUCAUGGUUGGGCUUGGAGGCCUUUGGAAAAUCAGAUCAGUCUGGUAUUAUGUAGGAUUUUUCAUGAUAAGUGGGUUUGCUCAAUCUGUUGGAUGGCCCUCAGUGGUCGCAGUCAUGGCCAACUGGUUCCCUAAGAAAGGGCGAGGCUUCUGGUUCGGUGUCUGGACCUCCAACCCCAAUGUUGGCAACAUCCUCGGCACACUUGUUUCAAGCCUGGUUAAUGGGGUUAUUGGGCUGAGUUGGAGCUGGACUUGGAUAAUUGUAGCAAUGAUUGUUGCGACUUUUGGUGUGAUUAAUUUCAUCUUCAUGAUCGAACACCCAGAUAAGGUUGGCAUUAGUAUUGAGAUUCAACAAGACGAAGAAGUCAAUACCAUGGAACAUAGAGAUGAGAGAGAAGUUGAAAGUGGAGUUGCAGAAAAUGCUAUUUAUAAAGAAAGCCAAAGUGAUAAUGAAGGUGUAGAAAGCCAAAUAUCUUCAGAUUGAAACAGAAGUAAAGAGGAGGAAGAUCAUGAUAAAAAAGUUAAUUUCAACUUCUUUAGAGCUUGGCUGAUCCCUGGUGUCAUCCAAUACUCAAUCUGAUAUCUUGCCCUCAAGCUUUGCAAUUACGGUAUAUUACUUUGGUUACCCACUUAUGUGUCGGAAGAGCUAGACUUUUCAACCAGCGAGAAAGCUCUCGUUGCCAUUCUCUACGAUGUCGGCACCAUCAUCGGCAGCGUGUCUCUGGGGCUCCUGUCAGACAUGAUGUACGGAAAGCGAGUCCCAGUGUGUUUUGUAGGACUGUUAAUAGCAACAUGUUUUCACUCCACUCUGAUAUUCCUGGGUAACAACGAGAAAGUCAUCAUUUUCAUAGUAAUCUUUAUCCUGGGGUUCUUUAUCGGAUCCAUUGCAAAUAUAAUAUCUGGGACGGCAUGUGCUGACAUUGGCAAGCACGACUCCAUCAAAGGUAAUGACUCGGCCUUGUCGACUGUCACCGGGAUAGUAGACGGAACAGGAUCUCUGGGAGCUGCUGCUGGGCAGAAAGGAAUAGGAUACAUUCAGGACAACGCGAAUUGGACAGCAGUAUUCAUAAUGAUGACAUCGUUUGUGUUUAUUAGCUCAGUACCAAUUUCAUGAAUCUUUGUGAGAGAAAUAAAAGAGAUCUUGGCUAUUAGGAAAUCUGCAAAGGAAGAGAAAAAUGUAAAAUCUUUCUAG